AUGUUCUUCUGUUCCUCCCUCCGCCAGCGUCCUGAAUGGGCACCCGUGAUCCCUCUCCUAAUAAGCAACACACAACCCUUCCAAGAAGAACGCAGACUGGACACACACGACAUCGCCUUCCCCAUCUCCCAAGACCAGGUCUACCGCAUCAUCCUCCUCUCGCCAAAGAACGUUGGCCAACCAGCCACCGCGCAGCGCCUAGAGCGCCUCGAUAGCCUCGACGGAGGCUGCAACAUUGCCAUCAUCUUCCUCAUCAGUGAAGGCACCGAGCAAGUUGAUGCGACACAGGCUUUCAUGGAGUUCAAGAUUGACCUCCUGGAGAAGCUUGAUCCGCCCCUACUUGCACUACCUCUAACGUCAUACACGGAGCUCCCUUCCAUGCUCGCAGGCUUCCGAGAGAUGCUCGCCGCAAUGCAGCCCGCCAUUCACUCUUCCUCGUCCCUCUCUCCCGCUCAACCCACUUCUGCCGACCUACUCCUGUACAUGGCCGGCGACAAUGAACCCCUCUCGGAACACGGCGCCAACCUCCUCAGCGAAUUAGGCCAGUACCCGCGCGAGAUUGCCGCCCUCGCCGACACAGAGGAGGGCAAGACGCGAAUCUUGGAUGUAUUGGGCCCGAAGGACGGCAAGGCCAUUCUAGGGUUCCUCGCGCUGGAGAGGCUGGCUCUCACUUGAGUGUUGGCCGUGAGCUCGGGGGGCAGGGAGAGGAAUUGGGGGUUCAGAAAGCAGGGUUGGCCGUUUUAGACUUUCCUGAUGCCGUUGACGGGUGGAUACGAGAUGAUCAUGGUGCGACGGUGGGCUUUCUUCGCUCUUCGGAUGGCAGAUCGAUAUCCGGUGUCUGGUGUCACUUGACGU
Messenger RNA from Colletotrichum acutatum, 855 nucleotides. RefSeq lists its product as uncharacterized. The record is from RefSeq and is a predicted model, not a curated record. The transcript has 3 exons. Lineage: Eukaryota; Fungi; Ascomycota; Sordariomycetes; Glomerellales; Glomerellaceae. The coding region runs from base 1 to 675 and encodes 224 amino acids.